ACCUUCACGAUUCUUGCUUCUUGGCGCGCGACGCCGGUAAAGAUGACGCGGUGACAGUGUUGUUACUGUUUGGAAAACCAACGGGUCGCACGCCGCUCAAAGUUUCAAAAAUAUUUACUAAUACGUCAUUCUUUUACCAUUCCGCUAUUCAUUCUUUAUAACUUCAGUUUUUUGCGAAAAAAAUCAACAUGACGAGUUCUGUUACGACAAAUCCAUCGACCCUUUUGCCACUUGAAUUAGUUGACAAAUGCAUUGGAUCGAGAAUACACAUAAUAAUGAAAAACGACAAAGAAAUAGUAGGGACAUUGCUGGGCUUUGAUGAUUUUGUUAACAUGUUGCUGGACGACGUAACAGAGAGUGAGGCAACUCCAGAGGGGCGAAGAGUAACAAAAUUGGACAUGAUCCUCCUGAACGGCAAUAAUAUAACAAUGCUUGUUCCUGGUGGAGAAAUGCCUGAGACGUGAGGCAUUGUUUUUUCUCUAAUAUACUUUUUUCUAAGUAAUCAAUUACCAUGUAAUGAUCUUAAUAAAUCAAUUCUUGUAAAUGAAAAAAAAUGGCUGAAAUAAGGUAAUAUUUUUUAAGUAAA
Messenger RNA from Venturia canescens, 586 nucleotides. Its product is annotated as U6 snRNA-associated Sm-like protein LSm5. Gene Ontology annotation, biological process: mRNA splicing, via spliceosome. Gene Ontology annotation, molecular function: RNA binding. Gene Ontology annotation, cellular component: Lsm1-7-Pat1 complex; U4/U6 x U5 tri-snRNP complex; U6 snRNP. Lineage: Eukaryota; Metazoa; Arthropoda; Insecta; Hymenoptera; Ichneumonidae. The coding region runs from base 189 to 464 and encodes 91 amino acids. The record is from RefSeq and is a predicted model, not a curated record. The transcript is spliced from 3 exons.